CACUGAUAUUUAUUUUACUUGUGUUCUUUGUUACAUUUCCAAAUGAUUGCUAUGUAUUUCAGUGUCUGGCAUUUUUGUCUCCUUUCCCGAAACAGAUAGGAGUUCCGUUCGGUUCGGAUCUCAUGGAGGAUACGUAUUUAAUAGAGUUUUUCGAACCAUGCGGCCAUAAGUUUUUGUCUUAUUUUACGCCAACGUUUUAGUUAGGGCUACUGGGUUUACAAUGGAAGCUAACGGAUCGUGUUGCUGCUGCUUGCUGCGUCCGCCGGACAGGGGCAUGAGUACGCCGUACAUGCGCCUGGGCGUUACGGAGAUAUACUCUGAUAUGCUCGCUGAUUGCUUCGAUAUAAAAGUAAUAAUUUGCAGCAAUGAGAGUGGCAUUUGCUCUGUGUGUGUUAACUGUCUGUUAGAUGCGAGUGACUUCAAAAAACAAGUGCAGUGCAGCCAGGCACAACUGCAGGAGCGCAUUGAUGCUCUACUGGAUAUAAAAGAGGAAGAAAUAGAAUUGGAGACAACAGAAGGUGAUGGUAUGAUAUUAUAUGAGCCGCCCAAGUUGGAGGUGGAAGAUGAGUCGAACGAUUAUGAUUAUGACACGGUUCUUACAUACGACGAUGACAAAAAGUGUGAGCCAGGGUCGCCUUUAAAAGCAGAAAUUGCGGGAGCAAGUUAUUCCGACAGCUUCGAGUCUUGUAGCCACGACGACGCGAGCGAGGGCCAGGAAACAACUAGCCGUCGACCUAUUCUCACAAAGCGUGCGAACCAAUCACACGCUGCAUCAAGAAAAAAUACAAAGGAAAAUACUUCUAGGGUCCGCAAUGAAAUGAAAACGCGCAACGCACACCAAUUUGAGAAAGAAUCUGAGACAUUCAAACAUCAACGUAGCAAAGUCAAAUCCGCAAAGAAAUCCAAACCAUAUAAUGAUUAUAGACAUAUUAGCUCAACGGGACCAUACACUUGUAAGAUCUGUAACGUGGUAAUAACCACCAAACGUUCUAUGGCAUGCCAUAUGGCAAUUCACACCGAACCUAAAUCUGAAAUACGCGAAGACAAUACGUGGGACUGUGACAAGUGUGAUAAGAUAUUUUUUACAAAAAGAGCCAUGACUAGCCAUAUGCAAAAUGUACACUCGAAAAAGAAAUUCAAAUGCGACGUGUGCUCGAAAUUAUUUAGAACUAUUUGGCAGAUGAAUAACCAUAAAGUGAUACAUACUGAACGGGAAAAGAAUUAUUGUUGCGACAUAUGUGGAAAGCGGUUUCCACUAAAUACAGCUCUCGUUAGGCACAAACAGGGUCACACAGGAGACAAACCGUUCACGUGCGAUAUUUGUCAAAAGAAAUUCCUGUAUAAACGUAGCGUGAAAGAGCAUAUUUAUACCCACAUGGGCCUUAAGCUUUAUACUUGCAAUAAAUGUGGAAAACAAUUUGUUACUUUGUCGGGGUACCAACGGCAUAACUUAAUUCACCAUGUUCGAAAGAAUACUACCAUAAAAAGAACUUUUCCAUGUGAAAUAUGCAAUAAGCAGUUUAAGCAUAAGCACCAUCUAAAGAGACAUAAGCUAUUGCACACAGGCGAGAAACCAUACGAAUGUGAAACAUGCGGGAAGCAGUUUUCUGGUAAAUCUUAUUUGAGGACCCACAUGCACAUCCACGUCAAGGGGACUUAUUCCUGUGAUGUUUGUCCUAAAACAUAUGCGACCAAAGAGAGCUUGAGGCAACACAAAAGAGUUCAUUCUAGAGUGAAAGUUGUAAAAAUGAAACUUAAAAAAAGUAAAUAACAAAUGAUAUUUUUCAUAGAUAAAUGUUCAUCAUGUGAACGAUUUCAACAACUUUAUCUUUAUUGUAAGGUGUUAAUUAAGUUUAUGUCAUGGAAAGUAUCUAUAAUAAACACUUCUAAACGGG
Leguminivora glycinivorella is the source of this 1895-nucleotide messenger RNA. RefSeq names its product zinc finger protein 501-like. Gene Ontology annotation, cellular component: nucleus. The coding region runs from base 221 to 1771 and encodes 516 amino acids. The transcript has 5 exons. Gene Ontology annotation, biological process: regulation of transcription by RNA polymerase II. Gene Ontology annotation, molecular function: zinc ion binding; DNA-binding transcription activator activity, RNA polymerase II-specific; RNA polymerase II cis-regulatory region sequence-specific DNA binding. Lineage: Eukaryota; Metazoa; Arthropoda; Insecta; Lepidoptera; Tortricidae. The record is from RefSeq and is a predicted model, not a curated record.